GCCCGUUAGUCUACAUCAUCAACAUUAGUGGUUGUCAUGGUGAUAAUGUUUAUUUCUUUCUCCGACUACAAAGAUGUCGUUCAAGGAUCUUCGAUGUUUUACUGAAAUGAUGAGAGCCCUUGGGUAUCCUAGACUUAUUUCUUUGGAAAACUUUCGCUAUCCGAACUUUACUUUAGUAGCUGAGAUUCUGCAGUGGCUUGUUAAAAGAUAUGACCCUAACGCAGAGUUGCCGGAUGACGUAGACACGGAACAGGACAGAGUUAUAUUCAUCAAAUCAAUCGUUCAAUUUAUGGCUGUGAAAGCUUACAUUAAGCUUAAUGCUAAAAAACUUUAUAUGUCAGAUGGUUAUGCUGUGAAGGAAUUAUUAAAGAUUACUUCUCUUUUGUACGAAGCGAUGAAAACUAAAACGGAAAAUGAUCUCGAGUCUAUUGACGAAGAUUCUCACAUGCAUCAUAGUUUCGAUAUUUCGUCUAAGUCAAAUGACUUGAAAGUUACCCGCCAUCUAGCGUCCGAAAUAACUGUUAAAGGUGCCACACUAUACGAUUUAUUGUUGAAAGAAAUGGAUUUGCGCGACAAACGAUCUGUCGUUUUGUCCAAACAGUUGGACAUAACAGAAAUUGAACAGGGAAUAAAAAACGCCACCAAGAGCCUGGAGGAAGAAAUAGAAAAGACAAAUACUAUGAUCGAGAACAUAGCAGCUGAUGAAGCUAAUUUGGAGGCUAAAAUUGAAAAGAGGAAAAUGGAUUUAGAACGAAAUCAGAAACGACUUCAAACUCUGAAGUCAGUCAGACCUGCCUUCAUGGAUGAGUAUGAGCGCUUAGAAUUGGAAUUGGAGGAUCUUUACAAGACGUAUGUCAUGAAGUUUACCUGGCUCGCUUAUCUGGAACAACAGCUCGAAGAACUCGAAAGACUAGAACAAGAGCUCGUAUUGCAACGGGAAGAAGUUACAAAACGCAUGGUAGAGAAACUUCGCCAAGAUGAUUUGUUGAGAAGCGAGGAAAGUGGGAAUCUGGACAAUUUCUUGGUGGUGAAUGAUCCAUCUGGAAAUACACCGCGAGAGAAACCGAAGCGUCCUCAACCGGCACCGUCGGGUGUGAGGCGGGAUCCCCAUCGUCGUGUCUACGGGUCGAUGAGUGGUGGGGACAAAGAUGAUGAUUUAGAUACUGACUCUGAUUUAGACUUAGAUGGUGAAGAUGAUGAUGCGUCAGAUGUAAGUGAUGAUCAAGAUUUAGAAAAUCUGUCUGAUUUAAAAGUUGGAAUUGUAGUGCCUCAUGGUGAUAGUGACAAUGACUUUUGAGUUUGAAAAAUAAUUUGGAAAUAUUUACUGCGAAUUUUCUGAUGUAAAAGACUGAACUGUUGGACUUUUUAACAAUUAUCUAAGUUCACUAUCAUUAGAAGCUAUUUUAAAAAACUGCAAUUUUACUAGUAUAUAAUGCUGUUUCAAGCAUACACUAUUUAAAGCAAUAAAUUCAUUUUGAUUUUUCACCUCUGAACUUAUAAAAACGAGUUCUAUGCAUAAUUAAUAAUUACUUUCUGAACAUGUUUGUUAGACUAUGUUUUUAGCUAAACUGAAAAGUUUGAACUUUGUACUGUAAAAGAAAUUGUCAUAUAAAAAUAUUUAUUUUUUAUAAUCAAAACAGACAUUUUCUUAAAUUUCUGAUCGGUUAAAUUUGUUGACGUGUCCUCUUGUGCAUCUGUGCGGCCUUGUUUUCCUGCACUUCUACCAAACCCAAAUAGAGGAAGAUGGUGCAGAUUUUGGCAAAUUUCAGCAGUUGCAGACCUGCUCGUAUUGCUAUUGAUUGCUUUAUGAAAUAAAUUAUUGUUUUUUA
Molecule: messenger RNA, 1829 nt
Organism: Parasteatoda tepidariorum (common house spider)
Lineage: Eukaryota; Metazoa; Arthropoda; Arachnida; Araneae; Theridiidae
Gene: Cluap1
Product: clusterin associated protein 1
Biological process (GO): cilium assembly
Cellular component (GO): intraciliary transport particle B; cilium; microtubule organizing center
Source: RefSeq, a predicted model, not a curated record